AUGCGAUUCAGCAAGAAGGGCAAGCUGAGUUCGAGGUUCAUCGGACCUUAUGAGAUUCUGGCAAGAAUCGGGUCGGUGGCUUAUCGGUUGGUACUCCCUCCAUCCUUAGAGGGUGUGCAUGGCGUCUUCAACGUGUCUAUGUUGCAGAAGUACGUUCAUGAUCUAAGUAAUGUUCUAUCAGAAGAACCAUCGGAGCUCGUAGCUGAUAUGUCUUACAAAGUGCAUCCCGAGAAAAUCCUGGACAGCAAGAUUCUUAACCUUCAUAACCAACCCAGUCACUAUGUGAAGGUGAAAUGGUGUAACCAUCCUGUGGAGGAGGCAUCUUGGGAACCAAAAGUAGAGAUGCGGGUGAAGUACCCUUCCCUGGGUUUCUUAGAUGAUGGUGCUGCCAUGUAUGCUAGUGAGUUGUUCUCGAUGAUGGUCAAACCCAGCUACAAGAUCAUUGACUUUGACACGGAUUUUCCUAUCUAG
Messenger RNA from Telopea speciosissima, 471 nucleotides. RefSeq lists its product as uncharacterized. The record is from RefSeq and is a predicted model, not a curated record. The transcript has 2 exons. Lineage: Eukaryota; Viridiplantae; Streptophyta; Magnoliopsida; Proteales; Proteaceae. Bases 1 to 471 code for a protein of 156 amino acids.